AUGUCGAGUCAAAAUAAUGAUAAUACUGGAGUUCCUAUACGAGUUUUAUCAAGUUGGUUGUCUAAAGAUGUGAUCAAUUCAAUUGGUCAAAAUACAAACUAUGUGAAUCCUAUUGUUAGAAAAAACUUUAAACCCACACUCAUGAAAGUUUCGUUUCUACUACGCAUCUUAGAAUUUAUUUCCCCUACUGAGUCCAUGGAUAUCACAGCAAUUUUAUCAGAUUCGACUCAUAAGAUAUUGUCCAUCUUCAAAUUCGAUCCUGCCAUAGUUGAUUUUGAGAAUAGAUAUCACCAGAGAAUGACAUACAAUACAGUAAAUCGAAUAAUACAUAUAAAAAAAGCAAACUUGAAAUUCAUGACUAUCGAUUCUGUCAACAAGGAUUUUAAACUAAACCUAAAGGGUGCAUUAGAUAUUGUUGUGUUGGAAAUAUUAGAUUUUGAAUUAUUCUUAAUAGAUGAAUACCGAUUUGUUAACUCUAUCGAGUCAAGAUUAGAAUUCGUAUAUGAUGAUCCUGAAUAUGAUCAGUUGUGCAGAACGAAAACUAACACUGAAAUCUUCAACUAUGAUGAUGGACUUAUAAAUUCUCCAUAA
Messenger RNA from Candida tropicalis MYA-3404, 591 nucleotides. It is a transcript of the gene EST3, whose product is annotated as telomerase subunit. Gene Ontology annotation, cellular component: telomerase holoenzyme complex; chromosome, telomeric region. The transcript has a single exon. Gene Ontology annotation, molecular function: telomeric repeat DNA binding. Gene Ontology annotation, biological process: telomere maintenance via telomerase. Lineage: Eukaryota; Fungi; Ascomycota; Pichiomycetes; Serinales; Debaryomycetaceae. The record is from RefSeq and is a predicted model, not a curated record. Bases 1 to 591 code for a protein of 196 amino acids.